AUGAUUGCUUUGGUUAAGGAAACCUAUGUACCUGAGGACUAUGGAGUGCAGCUUCAUAGAAGAAAACAAAAUCUUAAACAAAAAGACAUGGAUGUAAGCACAUAUACUAAAGAAUUCUUGAAGUCAUGCAUAAAGGCCAAGACCGUAGGGACUGACGAAGAGAAGUUGGAAAGGUACAUCAAUGGCCUGAAAUUCUCAAUACAAGAUGAGUUAAAUCUUCACACCCCUGGAACUGUACACAAAUGCUAUCAAAUGGCAUUGAAGCUAGAAAAAAAAUUUAGGAAGAAACAAGAUCAGAACAGUAGGGGCCAAGAUAGAUUCAAAAAAGGAAGAGGUUCCUUUAGAGGAAGAGGAAACAAUGGUGGUCCACAAGGAGACACAAAUCAAGAUGACAGCAAAGGUGAAGGCAGCAGUAGAGGAAAUUUCAGAGGUAGAAGACCAAACUUCAAAGGUAGAUCACAAGGGAGAGGCCCCAUAAGAUGUUACAUUUGCAACCAAGAAGGUCACAUUGCAAGUAGGUGUCCUGAGAAGGAAAACCACAACACCAUGGGAGAAAGGAGGAGCAAUCUAAUCCAAGAAUCUAAUUGCCAAAGUGUGAACAGCAGCAACACUUUUCAAAGUGCAAAUGCACCUGAUUCUUAUGGAUAUCUGGAAAGAGGUGAAGCCUUGAUGAUGGGGAGAGCACUCCUAAAGGAUCCUAUCACAAAACAACCCCCACAAACGAAGGCAAUAUUUAGGACCACUUGCAAAUCAGGAGGUAAAGUCUGCAAGGUUAUAAUAGACUCAGGUUCAACUGAAAACUUUGUGUCCAUGGAGAUGGGGAAGAAGCUUAAGCUUAAGAGGAUACCACAUCCUUAUCCAUACAAGGUGUCAUGGCUCACUCAAGGGCAGCAAGCUCUUUUAGAAGAACAAUCUUGGGUUGAAUUUCAGAUUGGCACCUACAAGGACAAACUUCUUUUUGAUAUAGCUAAGAUGGAUGCUUGUCAUUUAUUGUUUGGUAGGCCUUGGCAAUAUGACUUGAAGGCACAUCAUGAUGGUUUUAGGAACACCUAUUCUAUCACCAAGGAUGGGAAGGUCAUAGAAUUUUUACCUUUGAUGGAGAAUGAGGAAGAACCUAAAGAGAAAGAGGCUAAGGUGAUGCUGAUGGAAAGUAAGGAGUUCAUGAAGGGGGUAAAAGAGGAAGGAGGAGUAUGUUUUGCAUUGAUACCUAUUCCUAAGAAGGAGGUUGCAGAUGUAGGAGUAGCAGAUCAACAAGGAAGACCUAGGAUGGUUCCUUAUGAAGUGCAAGAGCUUCUUGACAAGUAUAAGGGUGUGAUUUUAGAGGGUAUGCCUAAGACCCUCCCUCCUAUUAGAGAAAUUAGUCAUUGCAUUGACUUUAUACCAGGAGCAACAUUGCCCAACAAGGCUGCAUACAAACUAACCCCUCAACAAAAUGAAGAGAUGGCCAGGCAGAUUGUGUAUUUACUUGAUGCAGGUUUGAUUGGAAAAAGUCUCAAACCCUUGUGCUGUACCAGUAGUACUUGCACCCAAAAAGGAAGGAUAAGGCCAGGAGAUGAAUGGAAAACAAUAUUCAAGACUAAUGAGGGUUUAUAUGAAUGGAAAGUGAUGCCAUUUGGCUUUCCCAUUGCUCCUGGCACUUUUAUGGGGCUAAUGAAUGAAGUGUUGAGUGAUUUUAUCAGCAAGUUUGUGAUUGUCUACCUAGAUGAUAUUCUAAUUUUUAGCAGCACCAAGGAAGAGCACAUGCAGCACCUAGAAUUGGUUUUUGAGGAGGUUACAUAA
Messenger RNA from Cryptomeria japonica (Japanese cedar), 1779 nucleotides. RefSeq lists its product as uncharacterized. Bases 1 to 1779 code for a protein of 592 amino acids. Lineage: Eukaryota; Viridiplantae; Streptophyta; Pinopsida; Cupressales; Cupressaceae. Gene Ontology annotation, molecular function: zinc ion binding; nucleic acid binding. The transcript is spliced from 2 exons. The record is from RefSeq and is a predicted model, not a curated record.